AUGACUGUAGAGAAGAAUGCUAACAAGCGCAAGGCCUCUGCCCUAACGAUUACGGACCCGCCCUUGAAGAAAUCCAAAAGGUCGACAUUUAAAGCAGCUCAGGUCCAGGAUAAAGUCCCCAAGCCAAUACUGAAGAAGGCAAAAUCCACAGAGGUCUCCAAUGGCUCUUCACCCAAGUCAAUUCCUGUCAAAGUUGCUAGCGAGCCCGCGAGACAGAUCCUACCUCGAAAACGUGCUGCGGACUUUCUGAGCGAAGACGAAGGAGAAGAAUGCCAUGGCGAGAAAACAGAGAAAACCCACGUCACAGCUUCACCCGCAGCCUCAAGACCUAUGGGUGGCGAGGCGGAAAAACCAAGCAAGAACAAGCCAAAAAGGGCGGCUGAAGCUCCUGAAUCAGCGGUUCCUUCUGUCGCUAAGAUCACUACUACGAAACCCGAUUCCGGAGAAAAGCCUUUGAGUACCGGCAAAUCUAGCAAAAAGACCAAAGGUGUUACUGGUCUGCUUGAGGGAGUCUUCAGCCAAAUCGCCGAGGAUGAUGAGGAGGGAAGCGAAGGGGAAGAAGAUGACGACCAGACUGCUGCUUUCAUUCAGGGGUUUGAAAGCAGUGACGACGAAGACAUAUCCGGGGACGACGGGUUCGAACCCGGGAAGAACGUCCCAGCGAUCCCCGAUUCGAAGAAGGUGAAGAGGAAGCUGCGCAAGAUGAAGAAGAACGCCACGGAAUUGGAAGAGCCAGGCACCGUUUACGUUGGCCGUGUUCCGCACGGGUUCUACGAACACGAAAUGCGUGCCUACUUCUCCCAAUUCGGCCCCAUCACCCAACUACGCCCUCUCCCGCAACCGUACCACAAGGCAAAUCCAAGCACUUUCGCGUUUCUCGAGUUUCGCUUUCCGCCGUCCGUCGCCCAAAGUCGUCGCUGA
Histoplasma mississippiense is the source of this 921-nucleotide messenger RNA. RefSeq names its product rRNA processing protein gar2. The record is from RefSeq and is a predicted model, not a curated record. Lineage: Eukaryota; Fungi; Ascomycota; Eurotiomycetes; Onygenales; Ajellomycetaceae. Gene Ontology annotation, biological process: maturation of LSU-rRNA from tricistronic rRNA transcript (SSU-rRNA, 5.8S rRNA, LSU-rRNA). Gene Ontology annotation, cellular component: nucleolus. The coding region runs from base 1 to 921 and encodes 306 amino acids. The transcript is spliced from 3 exons. Gene Ontology annotation, molecular function: RNA binding.